This is a messenger RNA of Eutrema salsugineum, 1376 nucleotides long. RefSeq names its product 26S proteasome non-ATPase regulatory subunit 7 homolog A. The transcript has 10 exons. The record is from RefSeq and is a predicted model, not a curated record. Gene Ontology annotation, cellular component: proteasome regulatory particle; proteasome complex. Gene Ontology annotation, biological process: proteasome-mediated ubiquitin-dependent protein catabolic process. Lineage: Eukaryota; Viridiplantae; Streptophyta; Magnoliopsida; Brassicales; Brassicaceae. Gene Ontology annotation, molecular function: protein binding; metallopeptidase activity. Bases 134 to 1060 code for a protein of 308 amino acids.
GAGAACAGAAGUCAUUGGUUUUCCUGGAGAAGAAGCAAACUUAAAGCUCCGUCGGGGAAAAAAACGAGAUCGGGAGUUCAUUGUUUUAAAAUAUUCACCGGAGAAAUCGAUUUCUUUCAUCGAUUCUUCGAACAUGGACGUGAUAAAGACGCAACAGAUAUCAGCAAGGACGAUCGAGAAGGUGGUUGUUCAUCCACUCGUCUUGCUCAGUAUCGUCGACCAUUACAACCGCGUCGCUAAGGACUCGCGCAAGCGCGUCGUCGGCGUCUUACUCGGGAGCAGCUCUCGUGGUACCGUUGACGUCACCAACAGCUACGCAGUGCCCUUUGAGGAGGAUGACAAAGACCCAAGUAUCUGGUUUCUGGAUCACAACUAUCAUGAGUCAAUGUUCCACAUGUUCAAGAGAAUUAAUGCCAAGGAACAUGUUGUAGGCUGGUACAGCACAGGCCCUAAACUUCGGGAGAAUGAUUUGGAUGUUCACGCGUUGUUCAAUGGCUAUGUUCCAAAUCCAGUAUUGGUCAUUAUUGAUGUCCAGCCAAAGGAACUUGGAAUCCCCACAAAAGCUUACUAUGCAGUGGAGGAAGUCAAGGAGAAUGCUACUCAGAAAAGCCAGAAAGUCUUUGUCCAUGUGUCUACAGAAAUUGCUGCUCAUGAAGUCGAGGAAAUUGGCGUGGAACAUUUGCUCAGGGAUGUGAAAGAUACAACAAUCAGUACCCUGGCGACUGAGGUCACUGCCAAACUUACUGCUUUGAAAGGGCUAGAUGCACGUCUUCGGGAAAUCCGGAGUUACCUUGACCUUGUAAUCGAAGGAAAGCUCCCUCUAAACCACGAGAUUUUAUACCAUCUGCAGGACGUUUUCAACUUGCUUCCUAACCUGAAUGUGAACGAGUUGGUCAAGGCCUUCUCGGUGAAAACAAAUGACAUGAUGCUCGUUAUCUAUCUAUCAUCUCUCAUUCGGAGUGUAAUUGCUCUCCACAACUUGAUCAACAACAAGUUGCUAAACAAGGAACAUGAAAAAGCAGAAGACUCAAAGCCCGUGGCCAUACCCGCCACCAGCUAAAUCGAUGAUGACAUGUGAUUUGCUUAGGGUAUGUUCGUUCAUCCAUAUGCUACAUCCAAAUGUUAUCUCAGAGUGAUGCAUCCAGAUGUUGUUCGUUUCUGUUUUUAGGUGUUCAUUUGGAUGCUACUUUUUUUUUUUGUUGGUUUGAUUUUUGUGACUUGUAUCUGCAUUUAGAUGCAUUUAAUUCCAAAUGCCCAAAAUAGACUUGUCUUAAUCUUAAUGAUAUUUUUAAUGGACAUGUGGCCAUGGUCAUGACAAAAAAAAAGGUGAGACAUUCUUGGCCAUGGUCGGAAAGUGAAUUAUAUUUUCUUUUAUC